UGACUAGCCGCACACAAUCUGAAACCCAAUUUUUCUUUAUUACAACGUAAGGAGAAAACAGAACUCAAACAAGAGACCCUUUUGCUGUUGAGCUUGAGAGGCACUUCUGAAGAGAUGGCAGCUGAAACUCCCAUCCUCCACUCUUACUACAGAAGCUCCUGCUCCUGGAGAGUGAGAUUUGCUCUUGCACUGAAAGGUAUCGAGUACGAGUACAAACCUGUUCAUCUGGUACAAGAUGGCGGACAACAGUUUGCAGACUCGUACAAAGCUUUGAACCCUCAGUGUGUGGUACCUACCUUGGAGAUAGACGGACUAGUCCUCACAGAGUCUCUGGCCAUUAUCGAGUACCUUGAUGAGACGAGAGGCCCACCGUACUUUGUUCCCCACGGAGACCCUGCCAAGAGAGCACGGGUCAGGUCGAUAUCCAACAACAUUGCUGCUGGGAUUCAGCCAAUACAGAACCUGAGGGUGCUCAAGUAUGUUGGGGAUGAAAAGAAAUUUGAGUGGGGCAAGCACUGGAUCACCAAAGGAUUUGACAGUUUGGAGCUGGUGCUUCAGAAAACGGCAGGGAAGUACUGUGUGGGGGAUGAGGUGACGAUGGCUGACCUCUGUCUAGUACCACAGCUCUAUAAUGCUAACAGGUUCAAAGUUGAGAUGAGUGUGUACCCGACCAUCACUAGAGUGUGCUCUGCUUUGGAGACUCUGGAGGCCUAUCACAAGUCACACCCUGACAACCAGCCCGACACACCUCCAAAGACAUAACUAAACUCUUUGGCGACUGACUGACUGACUGCGACUGCCCAUUGUUAUUUUUGACAUUUUAGGUUUUAAUAAUUACGUUGUGAUGUUGAGUGAA
This is a messenger RNA of Halichondria panicea, 856 nucleotides long. RefSeq names its product maleylacetoacetate isomerase-like. Gene Ontology annotation, cellular component: cytoplasm; mitochondrion. Gene Ontology annotation, biological process: glutathione metabolic process; L-phenylalanine catabolic process. The transcript is spliced from 10 exons. Lineage: Eukaryota; Metazoa; Porifera; Demospongiae; Suberitida; Halichondriidae. Gene Ontology annotation, molecular function: maleylacetoacetate isomerase activity; glutathione transferase activity. The record is from RefSeq and is a predicted model, not a curated record. The coding region runs from base 115 to 762 and encodes 215 amino acids.